GCUUCACAGUGAGCUAAGAUGGGUCACGUGUCGAGCCGAGGUUGCUGGGCGCCGCUGCCCUGACGCAGGCCGGCUGGUCGGUCUAGUGGUGGGCUCUCCGAGGGAAGGCUUCCACAUUGGCAAGCGGGUCCUGCCUCUCCGUGCGGCCGCCAUGGAUCUGACGUUAAGCCGGGCAGACUACCUCCAGGUCGGAGUGACCUCUCAGAAGACUAUGAAGUUGCUCCCUACCUCAAGACAAAGGGCUACACAAAAGGUAGUUCUUGGAGAUCAAGAUGGGGUAGUGAUAUGCUUCGGCAUGAAGAAAGGAGAGGCUGUGCCAGUGUUCAAGACUUUACCAGGGCAGAAGAUCUCGAGGCUGGAACUAGGCGGGGCUGUUAACACGCCUCAGGAGAAAAUCUUCAUUGCUGCAGGGUCCGAGAUUAGAGGCUUUACAAAGAGAGGGAAACAAUUUCUCUCUUUUGAAACUAACCUCACGGAAAGCAUUAAAGCUAUGUACAUCUCUGGCUCUGACCUCUUCCUCAGUGCAAGCUACAUCUAUAAUCACUACUGUGAUUGCAAAGACCAAAAUUAUUAUCUUUCUGGGGACAAAAUCAAUGAUGUCAUCUGCCUUCCCGUGGAAAGGUUAUCUCGCAUGACACCGGUGUUGGCCUGCCAGGACCGGGUGCUCCGAGUCUUACAGGGAUCUGAUGUGAUGUAUGAAAUUGAGGUUCCUGGUCCACCCACUGUCUUAGCACUGCAUAAUGGAGAUGGAGGUGACUCUGGAGAAGGUCUUCUGUUCGGCACAUCAGAUGGAAGACUUGGGCUUAUUCAGAUCACAACAUCCAAACCAAUACACAAAUGGGAAAUUCGAAAUGACAAAAAGCGGGGAGGUAUCUUGUGUGUUGACAGCUUUGAUAUCAUGGGUGAUGGGGUUAAAGAUUUACUUGUUGGGAGAGAUGAUGGAAUGGUGGAAGUGUAUAGUUUUGAAAAUGCAAAUGAACCUGUGCUACGAUUUGAUCAGAUGCUGUCUGAAAGCGUCACCUCGAUCCAGGGUGGCUGUGUAGGCAAAGAUGGUUAUGAUGAAAUCGUGCUGGCCACAUAUUCAGGCUGGGUGACAGGGCUGACUACAGAGCCAACUCAUAAGGAAAGUGGACCAGGAGAAGAACUAAAACUUAAUCAGGAAAUGCAAAAUAAGAUUUCUUCUUUAAGGUCUGAAAUAGAACACCUGCAGUUUAAGGUGCUUCAGGAGAGAGAAAAUUACCAACAGUCUUCACAGUCAAGCCAAGCAAAGUCAACAGUCCCUUCAUUCAGUAUAAAUGACAAGUUCACAUUGAAUAAAGAAGAUGCUAGCUACAGCCUCGUCUUAGAGGUGCGGACUGCAAUAGAUAAUGUCUUAAUACAGAGUGAUGUUCCAAUAGAUCUACUUGAUGUGGACAAGAAUUCUGCUGUUGUGAGCUUCAGCAGCUGUGACACAGAGUCAAACGACAACUUUCUUCUUGCUACUUAUCGGUGCCAGGCAAAUACCACCAGGCUGGAGCUCAAGAUUCGUUCGAUUGAAGGCCAGUAUGGCACACUCCAGGCAUAUGUGACUCCAAGAAUCCAACCAAAAACCUGUCAGGUUCGCCAAUACCACAUCAAACCUCUAUCGCUCCAUCAAAGAACUCACUUUAUUGACCAUGACAGGAAAGGAGAAGGAGUUUUUAAAUCUGACAACAUUUCUACAAUAUCCAUCCUAAAAGAUGUGCUUUCUAAAGAAGCUACAAAAAGGAAAAUUAAUCUCAACAUAUCAUACGAGAUAAAUGAAGUGUCUGUCAAGCACACUUUAAAGCUAAUCCACCCGAAGCUGGAGUAUCAGCUGCUUCUGGCUAAGAAAGUGCAGUUAGUUGACGCCUUGAAGGAAUUGCAGGUUCAUGAGGGAAAUACAGACUUUCUGACUCCAGAGUAUCGAUGUAUUCUAGAAGAGGCAGAUCAUCUACAAGAGGAAUACAAAAAGCAGCCUGCACAUCUUGAAAGACUCUAUGGUAUGAUUACUGAUCUUUUCAUAGAUAAAUUUAAGUUCAAAGGCACUAAUGUAAAAACCAAAGUACCCAUGCUCCUGGAGAUUCUCGACAGCUACGACCAGAACACACUGAUUUCUUUCUUCGAUGCAGCAUGAAAGAUAAACAAGGUAGGCCCAACAGGACAGUCGGAGAAGCAAGCGGAGCCUGAUCAGACCUGAGGAACCUCAGAUGGAUGUCCCACAUGUAAUCAGAAGAGUGACGGCCUCUAAGAUUCCCCCUACGAGCAUCCAUGAAAGUCCUUUUUAUUGUGUACGUGAGGGGAAAAAGAAAAUCUUUUAGUCAUUCAUUUCAGGGGACUAUUGCAUUGAAAGUUUUAGACUAUUAAAUAAGAGAAAAUAAGCUGUCUUUUGUUUUCAAAAGGUAGUUAUGAAAACAAUAAUUACAUUUUAUUAUAUUUUGUGUG
Mus caroli (Ryukyu mouse) is the source of this 2442-nucleotide messenger RNA. Lineage: Eukaryota; Metazoa; Chordata; Mammalia; Rodentia; Muridae. The record is from RefSeq and is a predicted model, not a curated record.